Messenger RNA from Homo sapiens (human), 1666 nucleotides. It is a transcript of the gene MTIF3, whose product is annotated as mitochondrial translational initiation factor 3. The record is from RefSeq and is a predicted model, not a curated record. Gene Ontology annotation, cellular component: mitochondrion. The transcript has 6 exons. NCBI's taxonomy places the organism in Eukaryota, Metazoa, Chordata, Mammalia, Primates, Hominidae. Gene Ontology annotation, biological process: translational initiation. The coding region runs from base 798 to 1634 and encodes 278 amino acids. Gene Ontology annotation, molecular function: translation initiation factor activity.
GCAGAUCCGCUGUACUUGCGUCCGCUACAGUAUGUCAAUCGCUUGCCCCAGCACAGGUAAUGCUAAAUAUGAGGCGUGCGGAGCGGUGCGCGGACCGGCAUCGGGAGGGCGUGGCCUUAGGGGGCGCCCCUGUGGAGGAGGCACCCGGAAGGUCAGGGCUACCCCGUCCCGCCGGUACCGAGGGCGGAGAGGCUCCGCAGGUCCUGCUGCGGAGUCGGAGGGUUCUGCCGGGCUGUAAAGCCAUUUUCAGCGAGGCCGCUGCACGAACUUCCGAGGGAUGUUAGACCUAGAGUUGCCGCCAGCCCCACUGAGCUUUUCUAGUUCCGUCCCGACAUGCGCGCCCUCGUUUGUGCGCACGCACGCACGCAGUACGUCGCUACGUCCCGUCUCUAGCCCUGGCGCUCCGCCGGUCCCGUUCUGCAGGUGGGCGUCGCCGCCGACUUACCAACAACCGGGUCGGGGGCUCCCGGAAGUGCUCUUGCGGCUUACUGCCUGGCACAGCUGUCAUUCUUCUCUACAGAAGAGCUUCUCCUCAUCAACUGGGGAUGAUUACAGUUCUUCCUAAAAAAGAUGACACUCGCUUUUGGAGUUGGCACUACAAGAUGCAUGAGAAAUACAGUUGAUCCUAGAACAACACAGGUUUGAACUGCAUGGGGUCCACAUAUAUGUGGAUUUUCCUCCACCUUUGCCACCCCUGAGAGAAGACCAACCCCUCCUCUUGCUCCUCCUCCUCAGCCUACUUGAUGUGAAGACAAUGAGGAUGAAGACCUUUAUGGUGAUCCACUUCCACUUAAUAGAUGGCUGCUCUUUUUCUAAAGAGGUUAACACUACAAACUGUAAAGUCUGAAAAUAGUUGCAUUAGAUGUUUUGGUAAACACAUCCUGCAAAAGACAGCACCAGCACAGUUGUCCCCUAUUGCUUCUGCCCCAAGACUCUCCUUCCUAAUUCAUGCAAAAGCCUUUAGUACCGCUGAAGACACCCAGAAUGAAGGAAAAAAGACAAAAAAGAAUAAAACAGCUUUUAGUAACGUUGGAAGAAAAAUUAGUCAGCGAGUUAUUCACUUAUUUGAUGAGAAGGGCAAUGAUUUGGGAAACAUGCACCGAGCAAAUGUGAUUAGACUUAUGGAUGAGCGAGACCUGCGACUGGUUCAAAGGAACACCAGCACAGAACCUGCAGAGUAUCAGCUCAUGACAGGAUUGCAGAUCCUCCAGGAGCGGCAGAGGCUGAGGGAGAUGGAGAAGGCGAACCCCAAAACUGGACCAACCCUGAGAAAGGAACUGAUUUUGUCUUCAAAUAUUGGACAACAUGAUUUGGACACAAAGACUAAACAGAUUCAGCAGUGGAUUAAGAAAAAACACCUAGUCCAGAUUACCAUAAAGAAAGGAAAAAAUGUAGACGUGUCAGAAAAUGAAAUGGAGGAGAUAUUUCAUCAAAUACUCCAGACUAUGCCUGGAAUAGCUACAUUCUCAUCUAGGCCACAAGCUGUUCAAGGAGGAAAAGCUUUAAUGUGUGUUCUUCGUGCUUUCAGCAAAAAUGAGGAGAAGGCAUAUAAAGAAACUCAAGAGACCCAGGAAAGAGACACUUUGAACAAAGACCAUGGAAAUGAUAAGGAAUCAAAUGUUCUGCAUCAGUAAUUUUAAUAAAGAAAAGCAUGCUCUGAGAGAAA